This is a messenger RNA of Trichoderma breve, 1179 nucleotides long. RefSeq names its product methyltransferase domain-containing protein. The record is from RefSeq and is a predicted model, not a curated record. Gene Ontology annotation, molecular function: methyltransferase activity. Bases 1 to 1179 code for a protein of 392 amino acids. Lineage: Eukaryota; Fungi; Ascomycota; Sordariomycetes; Hypocreales; Hypocreaceae. The transcript has 3 exons.
AUGGCGUCUCCCAUUGACAAUGCAAAGUCGCCGCCCACUUCUCCCAAGGGCAAGGAAAAAUCCCCAGCCGUUUCGCCGCGGCAUUCUCCGUCGCAGUCUGCCGGGCCAAUGACGCCGCUGGCCGGCCUCGUGGCUGGCGAUGCCGACAAUCCUGUGCCGGUCCAAGUCGAUCACGACGCAUAUCCCGAUGACCCGGCAGAUGUCGACUCGACCUAUGGCUCCGAUCAAGACUCGGCUUACACCGGCUCCAUCACGUCGUCCAUCUACAACUACCAGUAUGAGAACGGCCGUCGCUAUCACGCCUACAGAGAGGGCCAGUACGUGCUGCCCAACGACCAGCAGGAACAGGAGCGGCUCGACCUCCAGCAUCACAUAUGGCGCCUCCUAAUCGGCGGCCGCCUCUUCACAGCGCCUCUACCGUCGCCUACCGACGAGGGGGACGAGCUGCGCAUCCUGGACCUGGGCACCGGCACGGGCAUCUGGGCCAUUGACAUUGCCGACGAGUUCCCCAACGCGUCCGUCUUCGGCGUCGACCUGUCGCCGAUCCAGCCCGAGUGGGUGCCCAACAACUGCCGCUUCCACGUCGACGACUACGAGGACCAGUGGACGUACCACGAGGACGAAAAGUUCGACUACAUACACGGGCGGGCGCUCAGCGGCACGUCGGCCGACUGGCCGCGGUUCUACCAGCAGGUGAUGGAGAAUCUGAAGCCCGGCGGGUGGCUCGAGAUGCAAGAGUACGAUGCAUGGAUCUUUAGCGACGACGAUAGCUGUGACCGGGCGCCGUGGACGAUGGAAUGGGUUGAUAAGCUGGAUGCCGCGAGCAGGAUGUACGGCAAGCAGAUUAAUGUGGCGCGGUAUCAGAAGCAGUGGAUCAUCGACGCAGGUUUCGAGGACGUGGAGGAGAAGGUAUACAGAAUACCAAUCGGACCAUGGGCCAAGGAUCCUACGCUAAAGGAGCUGGGCAAGUUUGAGCUCACGCACAUGCAAAUGUCUGUCGACUCGCACACGCCAGCGCUCUUCACCCGCGUGUUGAAUUAUUCCAAAGACCAGGCGGACGUGCUGAUGGAGGGCGUCAAGCGGGAGUUUCGAAGUCGGGACCUCAGGCUGAUUACUACUUAUCGGUUCAUCGUGGGGAGGAAACCGCUCAACUGGCAAGGCGGAGGGGGAGGGGUGUAG